AUGGCGGUUAAAGAGUUCCACUCAGAUCAAGAAGCAGGAAAUGAAGAAAGCACCCUACUGCAGCUAGAUCCAUACGAAGAGGAAGAAGAGACUCUCUCUUUUAGCUCCAUUAAUUUAGCUAAACGGGAUCGUGAUUUCUCAAAAGAAGAUGAAAAAAGCUUUGGUGAUGACGAUGAUAAUCUGUUCGAGUUCUUUAGUGAAGAAUUCACCACUUCAAGUAAGAGUGCAGUUGCAGAGAACAUAAUCUUCUGCGGCAAACUCAUUCCCUUCAAGGAUAUUCCACCACGUGUUGAUGAAAGCCACAGCACUGCACGCCGGAACGUGCAAAAGGUAUUACAAAACGCGGUUCAAAGAGUUUUGCAUGUGACUACACGUCGACGGGGAAGGUGUCGCGGUUCAAAGGGUUGA
This is a messenger RNA of Sphenostylis stenocarpa, 408 nucleotides long. The record is from the annotation of a GenBank genome assembly. Lineage: Eukaryota; Viridiplantae; Streptophyta; Magnoliopsida; Fabales; Fabaceae.